Drosophila willistoni is the source of this 495-nucleotide messenger RNA. Its product is annotated as cold shock protein 2-like. The transcript is spliced from 2 exons. Bases 1 to 495 code for a protein of 164 amino acids. NCBI's taxonomy places the organism in Eukaryota, Metazoa, Arthropoda, Insecta, Diptera, Drosophilidae. The record is from RefSeq and is a predicted model, not a curated record.
AUGGCCUUUGCUAACCCACAAUGGGGCUUCGGUGGCGGUGACCAAGAACAACAUCAACAGCAAAGAGGAUUUGGAGGUGGUUUCGGGGGGGAGAACAACAACAACAACAACAAGAAGGAUUUGGUGGUUUCGGUGGUUUCGGAGGAGGAGAUCAACAGCAACAACAGCAACAGGGAGGAUUUGGUGGUUUCGGAGGAGGAGAUCAACAACAACAACAACAGGGAGGAUUUGGUGGUGGUUUCGGUGAUAAUUUUCUUUGCGGUCUUUGCCAUGACGCUUUCCAAGCCACAGUGGGGAUUCGGAGGCUAUGGCGGUGGAUUUGGUCAGCAGCAGGAAAUGGGAGGAGGAUAUGGCGGAGGUUUUGACCAAAUGCAACAACAGCAGCAAGAAUUUAGUGGUGGCUACGGCGGUGGCUUUGGCGGUCAACAACAGCAGCAGCAGGAAGGAUUUGGCGGUGGAUUUGGCGGUGGCUUUGGCGGCGGUUAUGGAUGGUAG